This is a messenger RNA of Chenopodium quinoa (quinoa), 913 nucleotides long. Its product is annotated as beta-amyrin synthase-like. Gene Ontology annotation, molecular function: beta-amyrin synthase activity. The coding region runs from base 1 to 474 and encodes 157 amino acids. Lineage: Eukaryota; Viridiplantae; Streptophyta; Magnoliopsida; Caryophyllales; Amaranthaceae. Gene Ontology annotation, biological process: triterpenoid biosynthetic process. Gene Ontology annotation, cellular component: lipid droplet. The transcript is spliced from 4 exons. The record is from RefSeq and is a predicted model, not a curated record.
AUGUUUUGUAGGUAUGGAAAUUGGGGGAUUUGCUUCAUAUAUGGAACAUGGUUUGCUCUUGGAGGCCUAGCCGCUGCUGGAAAGACGUACUAUAAUUGUGCUGCUAUUAGAAAGGGUGUUGAAUUUUUGCUUACAACACAAAAGGAGGAUGGAGGUUGGGGUGAGAGUUAUGUUUCAUGUCCCAAAAAGGAAUUUGUGCCAAUAAAUAGAAAAUCCAAUUUGGUUCAAACCGGAUGGGCUUUAUUGGGUCUACUUCAUACUGGACAAGCGGAAAGAGAUCCAACUCCUCUACAUUGUGCAGCAAAGCUUUUGAUCAACUCACAACUUGAAAAUGGGGAUUUUCCUCAGCAGGAAAUUACAGGGGCGUUUAUGAAGAAUUGCAUGUUACAUUAUCCAAUGCACAGGAGUAUUUACCCAAUGUGGGCACUUGCCGAAUACAGAAAUUGCGUUUUAUUGCCUUCUAUCAAUUGCUAGCAAGCUAGAAAGGUUUAAAUAAUUUUGGGAAAUUCUCUUUGGUAACACUGUACUUUUUUUAUUUUCUCAGUCGUACAUUGUAAUAUUUAUUAUUAUCUUCGGUAAACUUUAAUUAGCUAUAAUAAUACAAUGGUGACCUUCAUAAAACAAUCAAGUAAAUGCUUAAUCAUGGUUAAACAUUUUUUUAAAAGCUGAAAUUCAUAAAAUGCCCUUACUUAAUUCACUCAGUCAACUACAUAAUUAAAAACAAAAAACCCACGUCCUUUCUCCACCAACCUCAACCACCUCCCCCCCCCCCACCAGCCUACCCCCCUCCACAUCAGCGCCUAGCCCAACCUUAUUGGCGGCGGUCCAGGCUUCUCCUUCGCCGACCAAUCCUACCCCCACACCCCAACCUCCAACCCCCACCCCUGAUUUCCCCGGCCUCACUCUCGAUUUC